Molecule: messenger RNA, 2091 nt
Organism: Syngnathoides biaculeatus (alligator pipefish)
Lineage: Eukaryota; Metazoa; Chordata; Actinopteri; Syngnathiformes; Syngnathidae
Product: ermin-like
Exons: 3
Coding region: 810-1547 (245 amino acids)
Biological process (GO): regulation of cell shape; actin filament organization
Molecular function (GO): actin filament binding
Source: RefSeq, a predicted model, not a curated record
GUUACUCAACUCACUGUAACACCAAAAUGCCUGAAGAUGGUGCCAAAGCAUGAGAUGAAGCUCCUCAAUUCACUUCAACAUAGUUCUGUGGCACUAGAUGGCACUACAUAAAGCUCCUCAACUCAGUCCAACGUUGUUCCUUUUCACCAAAAUAUAGAGCCAAAGCUUUAAAUGGGCCUCAACACAUUUCAACAGAGCUCUUUAGUACAAACAUGUUAAAAGAUGGUGCAAAAUCUUCAAUUCAACAGUUUCAUGACAACAACAUAUUCAUACUAUACAGGGCUCUGGGCUAAGUACAAAAACAGCGAAUAAGAGAGAAACAAAAAUGAAUAUUCAUUAGUUUUCACUAAAGGUUCACCGAAUACUCCUUUAAAUUUUCCCAAGAACGGUUCCGAGAUGUCUAGAACGGCACAAAUGAGCCAGUAUACAGUAAGUGUAGUAAACCUAUGGGUGAAUGUUAAUCCUGCCUGCAAACUUUGCAGAAAGACGACCGAUCACCCAAGAAAGAUUAGUGAUUGGGUACAGCCACUUUCUAUGCUGCGAAGCCGGAGUCACAAAGACGCUUUGUUGAGGCCAACAACAAAACCUCUGUUCGCUGGCGAUCCGGCGCUCACAAACGAUUACAUCGGGGAGAGGACUGCCAAGCUUGACCCUGCACCACCAACUUUGAGUGCUAAUUCAGAACAAUUCACAGGACCGGUGAUGACUUUGUAUGUUUCACUCCUGACUGCGUCCGGACAUUAACGCGAUGGCAAGUCAAAGAAUGUUACAUUUCUGACUCAGCUGGUUAAAAAAGAAACUUUUCAAAGAUGGAGCUGCAGGAUAGCCCGGUGCUUCCAACGACAGUGGCUCACAUAGGGGAGGAGGUUGUUAUGGCAUCCCAGGUCCUCGAGAUCAUUUGCGGAUUCGCCCCCGAGACGAAGCGCCGCACCCCGGAUAGAGACGCAUGGUCGGUGGAGGAGGGAGACGACUCCGUCUUCUACAGCGAUGAAGAUCAAGCCGAGGAGCACAGCAGAGCGAAAAGAUCUGCCGAUCCGGCCGUAGAAGCGUCCAAUGUGAAUUGUCAACGUUCGGAAACAAGUGAGGAGCCUCUCCUGAGCAAAAUUCAAGAGGCCUGUGAGGAAAUCCAGGGCGAAGAAAGCGAGCGUGACGAGCGAGCGCCUGUGAUUGGCUCUGUGGAGCCUCGCUGGGCUCUUCGAAGUGAGCAAGAAAGGCCUGAGCACAGCGGAGCCUCAUAUCAUGACGAGCAGAAGAAUGGACAGGCUCCAGCCCCUGAGUCACCUCCUGCGGAGAGCUUCCAGAACCAGGGCAGUUCAAUUUCCGAGUCAGAGGAAGCCCUCAACGCCCGCCAUCCCGACGCGUUCCCACGGGUCCCCGCCGUCCCCGGCCACUCCACCCUACCUCUCCCAAAGAAGUCCUCCGACGCCCUCGGAUGCCACGACCACCUCGCCGCUUCGAAAUACAACUCCGUAUCAUACCGCAAGAUUCGCAGAGGGAACACCCGCAAGAAAAUCGAGGAAUUUGAGUUCAUCAUGAUGAAUUUGUGAUUCAAACAAAAAGUUCUUAUUAACGGCGGCUAGUUCUGCUCCCAAUGAGUGAUUUGAGUAGGAUUGUGCACAAAACUAACUCAUUCGCUGCCAGCCCUUUUCAAAGCAGACUUCCCCAUCCAGUAUUGCCAGCCAUCUGCUUCAAGCAUUUUGACUGAUCUGUAUUGUGUACUGAUAACAUAGGUACCUAACCGAAAAAAGAGAAAUGGGUACUCUGUCGUUCCACCAAAAAGAAAAACGUUCUCACUUUUUCUGUCCUUUAAUAUUCAGCAACAGCAAACACCAAAAAGUGAAGAAAACAAAGCUCUCUGCAGGAGGGGAGACUUUGAUACGAAAAAGAGUAAAACCAGAAAAACAAGUUGAGAAAGGGCUUUUGAUGGCAACAUUUUUUUUUUAAAGUACACAACUCAGGAACUUGCCGUGAGCUGAACUGACUCACUGGGUGGCUCCAGGUGAACAUCAGUGGAUUUUUGUCACACCAAGAAUUCCUUGGUCUUUUCUCACCAUUGCAAAACACACUUACGACCUUCUUGUACUGCCUACU